This is a messenger RNA of Arctia plantaginis, 849 nucleotides long. The record is from the annotation of a GenBank genome assembly. Lineage: Eukaryota; Metazoa; Arthropoda; Insecta; Lepidoptera; Erebidae.
AUGUACUUCAAUAGAUAUUUCGAUGAUGACCAUGGCAGACUAGAUAUCGAAACCUAUGAACAGCUAACUGAAAUGCCAGACAUCGACAACUUUGAUUAUGAGAAAGAGAGGGAGGGCCAGAGAGCUGGCGAAGUUAGGGACGAGUUCGAAUCAAAUUAUGGCGAUGACAAAAUCGUUGGUGGCGUUGAAGUGGACAUAAACCUUUAUCCUUACCAUGUCGCAUAUGGGACGAAUUGUGGAGGCGCUAUAAUUGAUAAGAGAUAUGUUUUAACGGCCGGACAUUGUGGCAAGAAGCCUUAUGUACGAGUAGGGUCAAAGUACAUUAAUCAAGGUAAGAAAGUGAGCGUCAAAAAAACCUACGUCCAUCCUUUCUGGACGAUGAAAAAGAAGGAGCAUCCAUUUGAUUAUGACUUUCAAAUAUUAGAACUGAGUGAAUCUCUGAAAUUUGAUGAAAAUAUUCAGCCAAUUAAACUGGCCAAUAUUGAAGAUAUGGUCAUUGGAAAGGUUGUCACCGUCACUGGAUGGGGGAAUACUGAUGAAAAUGGUCAAUAUUCAAACGUGCUGAGAGCUGUCAGAGUUCCAAUAAUAUCAAAAGAGCAUUGCCAAAACGUUCCGUUCCCAUAUUUUAGAGGCAGCCUAACGUCUAGGAUGUUUUGUGCUGGAUAUUCAGAAGGAAAGAAGGAUGCCUGCCAGGGUGACUCCGGAGGUCCAGCAGUUGCCCAUGACCGCCUCUUGGGGAUGGUCUCCUUCGGCUACGGAUGCGCCACUCCAGGUUCUUAUGGAGUUUACAGCAAAGUAGCCAAAGUUCGAGGUUGGGUUGAAGAGACUACUGGCAUCAAGUUCGACUGA